AUGCAUUUUUCCAUCGCAUCUACCGUUUCCGCUUUGGUGUUCCUUAUAUCGGGGGUCCAAGCUGCCCACAAACUUACGUUGAAGAAUAAUUGUUCAUGGGGAGUCGGUGUGAGGGUCGAUAACUGGAGCGGCAGUCCAUACACUGGAGCGGCACGCGUUGAUAUUGGGGCAGGGACCUCCAAGAGCGUCUCUGUUCCUGACGGCUGGAUCGGUCGCGUUUGUGAUGUCGCUGGGGAUGGUUCGUGUGCCAAUAACUGUUAUGGAAAAUGUUCUAUGUCUGAGUUCAAUAUGAACGCGGGAGGCCUCAAUUACUACGACAUCUCAAAUAUUCUAGCGUUCAGUGUGGCCCAGAAAAUCACCAGCACCUGUGGCUCAGUCACCUGUGGAUCGGCGAGCUGCCCUUGCAACCAGGCUUACCGUCCAGGCGAUACCUCUGGUACUUGCGGGGGAACUGGCCCAGUUGACCAAGCCGUGCGGGCCUGUGCCGGAAAUGAUUUCACCAUCACUUACUGCCCAUAA
This is a messenger RNA of Rhizoctonia solani, 519 nucleotides long. RefSeq lists its product as uncharacterized. The record is from RefSeq and is a predicted model, not a curated record. Bases 1 to 519 code for a protein of 172 amino acids. The transcript is spliced from 6 exons. Lineage: Eukaryota; Fungi; Basidiomycota; Agaricomycetes; Cantharellales; Ceratobasidiaceae.